Molecule: messenger RNA, 471 nt
Organism: Mesorhabditis belari
Lineage: Eukaryota; Metazoa; Nematoda; Chromadorea; Rhabditida; Rhabditidae
Source: the annotation of a GenBank genome assembly
AUGCGCUUCGGUGUCCGUCUUGGAUUCAUCCUCGUUUUCGCACUUCUCUCCGUUCUCCUCAUCGGCUUGCUCGCGCACGAAUCUGCAAAAAAAAGCUAUUCGAAAAACCCGGGCAUUUCGAGAAACGACGAAGAGAAUGAGGGGAAUAUUGAUGACGACCAAGCCGCUCAACUCUUGCUCGCCUCGGAUCCACAAAAUGGGGAAAUCCAACGAGCCAAGCUCACCGUUUCGGUAGCGAUCGUGAUGGUGGUUUCUCUGCUCGCCGUCGCUCUCCUCAUAACGGGUAUAAUUGUCGUUGCGGUGACGAUCGAUCCACGCGUGCCAUCAAACGAGAACAGCGAUGUCGAAGAGGAAGAGGAGGAGGACGGUUACGGAGAACAAAGUCACUUGACUCUUCCCCAAAUCCCACCGGCUUUCUUCUCAACUUCCGAAUUCGACAACCUUUUCUUGCCAGACAAUUCGACAAUCCAU